Molecule: messenger RNA, 3640 nt
Organism: Drosophila obscura
Lineage: Eukaryota; Metazoa; Arthropoda; Insecta; Diptera; Drosophilidae
Gene: armi
Product: probable RNA helicase armi
Exons: 5
Coding region: 1-3522 (1173 amino acids)
Molecular function (GO): helicase activity
Source: RefSeq, a predicted model, not a curated record
AUGUUGUCAGUACUGCGCAAUUGGUGGCAGAGGGAGCAGCGUGAGCGUGAGCGCAAGUUGGACUUGAUUGAGCAGGAGAACAAUUUUUUGGAUCACGAGUUGAACGAGGAGCAGCAGACCAAGGAGCAAGGAGAGUCGUCCUGCAUGCAGAACAUUAUCAAAAGCAAUCUGGACCAGGAUAACAGCAUGGAAAAGGAGGCUGUCGACAAGUUCUGCUCCAGCCGUCAGGGCGUCAUCACCGAUCUGAACAGCAACGGCGGUGUCAUCGAUAUGUACAUCCACUUCGACGGGCAGGCUUCCGACCAUAUAUACCAUCAGCUGGUCAAGGGCUCAGUGGUCGAGUAUCUGGGCUAUAAGAAGGCGGACGAGGACUUCCUCAAGGUGGUCAAGAUACUGAAGGUUAUUGAGCAGGGCUGGGGCGAAUCAGUCACCAAUUCAACGAUAAAGGCGGCAGUGGAGUCCUUAAAACUGGAGAACUCCACCUACUUCAAAACGCAGGAGCGGGUCAUCCAUGGCACGGUCAUUGAGCGUCAGCAAUCCACCAUCGAGGUGGACACCGCCUCUGGCCAUCAAAAGUUUGAGCUGGAAAACGUUGAGAUGACAUUUGUGCCAAGGAUGGGCGACUGCGUGACACUCGAGUGCUCUGUUCAGCUGGACGAUGGCUAUGUGGACAAGCAGGGCGAGAUUCUGCAGCUGCUAAAGGUGCUGCCCACGCGCAUCCUCUCGAACGAGAAAUGCAAGGUCGAGCGUUGUUUCCCAGAGUUCGCUGUACUCGGCACCAAUGCCUAUUUGAUGCGCGAGAAUUUCCCCACUGGCCCAGAACUGCACAUGGGCGAUUACGUGCUGGCGGAUCUCAUCGAAUGUGUUUAUUCGAAAUUCACGCAUCGCGCCAUCAAAGUGAUACCGCAGGAGAGCAACUUUCUUUGCAUCAAGAAGGAGAAGACGUUUGCUGCCGAUCGAAAUGUCAUCAUCACUGGCGCCACCCGCUUCAUAACCACCGAGCUGUGGGAGAAGCGCAAGAUCACCAUCAAGGUGCAAAACAAUACGAAUCGCAAGUUGGAGCUUCACGAGGUCCAGCUACAGCAUGGCCACGCGUCACAGAUCAGUGUGAUCGAGCCGGUUACCAAGACCAGCAUUGGCAUCGACCGACACGUGUCCGUGAUACUGGAGGUGGAGGCCCGCUGCAUCGGCGAGUGGGCAGAGAAAUAUACGCUGGAUUUUAAGCAGUUUAAGGUGGUGCGCCUUUUCAAGGUCAUUGCCUGCGAGACACAGAAGGAGGCCGACGAUGCCGAGCGUCGCCUGAUUGCGGCCGAAAGUUUUGUUGCCUCUGGCAGAACGGAGGGGCAGCGCAAUCGCAGCUAUGCCAAGCAUGUGUGGGACAAAACAUUGGACGUGGUGCGCGGUGAACACGGAAUGGUCAAGCGACGAUUUGUGGUCACCCGCAUUGGCAGUUACGAUGUGCCAGAGAGUCUGCGCAAUGCCUACCUGAGAGAUUGUCGGGCCCCGGAAGUGUUCGACGACCUGGAGCGAUUGUAUCCGUGCUCGACAGAGACCCUGUGCAUGGCCAACUAUGUGCCGCGCUUCCGUUUGUUUUUGCACAUGGAGGAAAUUGAAUUUUUCAUUUGCAUUCGAAACUUUGACAGGGACAGGGCCCACAUGGAACGCGACGGGGAGUAUCUAUCGCUUACAAUCGAGAAUCUCGCGGAGCGUCGGCCCUCGCUGGUCAUUGGCGAUAUCGUGUAUGCCAUCAAUCCCUGGAAGGAGGCCACCAAGGAUGACAAAACCUACUCGGGCGCCAUACACAAGGUGCUCUUCGAUCGAGUCUUGCUGAAGUUCCAUCCCCAGUUCCAGGACAAGUACAAUGGCGAGGACUACCGCCUGGAGUUCUAUUUCUCGAGAUUUUCGCUAAGAAAGCAACACCAUGCCAUCAGUCAAGUCGUCACCACCAUGGGCGAGCAGUUCCUCUUCCCCAGCAAGGUGGUCAAGCGCGCCCAUCCGCAAUUGCAGGUGCGGCUCGAGGGAGAGGACAUGUAUCUGUUCGACACGAAGCUGGAGUGGUACAACAAAUCGCUCAACUGCAUUCAGAAGCGUGCCGUCUUCAAUAUACUGCGGGGCGAGGCAACGAACAUGCCAUACGUGAUCUUUGGUCCGCCCGGCACCGGCAAGACCGUGACCCUGGUGGAGUCGGUGCUGCAGAUGGUACGAAAUCUGCACAGUUGCCGCAUCUUGGUGGCCGCACCCUCAAACAGUGCGGCGGAUCUCAUUACCAGGCGUAUCAUUGCCAGCAAUGCCCUGUCCCCUGGCGAUUUCAUUCGCAUUGUAUCCCACAAUCUGAUUGAGAAGGAACUGGUUCCAACCGAUCUGAUGCCCUACUGCGCCACCUUGGACAUUUGUGCCGAUGGAACCGCUGAGGACAACAUGCUGGUCACCGAUUCGGGUCUGAAGCUGCGCUGCCAGUGGAAGUUUAUGGGCGCCCAUCGCGUUAGCAUCGGCACCUGCGCAACGCUGGGUAACUUUAUGCAGAUGUCAUUUCCGGGCGGGCACUUCACCCACCUGUUUAUGGAUGAGGCCGGCCAGAGCACGGAACCAGAGACGUUGAUGCCCGCUGCUCUGCUUUCCAAGGAUCGGGGUCAGGUCAUUCUAGCCGGGGAUCCGUAUCAGUUGCCGCCCAUAAUAAUGAGCAAAUUCGGACGUACCUGUGGCUUCGAACUGUCCUUGCUGGAGCGCCUGCUGAGCACACCGCCGUAUGUGAAGGAUAUGGUCGGGUACCCGGACAGCUCUGGAUUUAAUCCGCUGGUGCUGACGAAGCUUUUGCAUAACUAUCGGGCCCUGCCUUCAAUCAUGGCCACAUACAGCAAGCUCUUCUAUGACGAUGAAUUGAUAUCAAUGGUGGGCGAGAAGGAUUCGCGGGAGGCCACCGUGUUGGGUAAGGUGCAGUCCGUGCUGGGCAAGGGAAUGCCGCGCAACCACGGUGUCUGCUUCGUUGGAAUUAUGGGGCAGAAUAUGCAGGACAGGGACUCGCCCUCGUGGUACAAUCCCCUAGAGGCCAGGGAAGUUUAUCUGAUGGUCAUAUCCCUGUAUCGCCUCCAAGUGUCGCCCGACCAAAUUGGCAUUUUAACGCCAUAUGCGAAGCAGGUAAAGACAAUAAGGGGCUUGUUCAUCGGCACAAAUAUUGCCAUGCCAAAGGUUGGCUCCGCUGAAGAGUUCCAAGGCCAGGAACGCGACAUAAUGCUAAUUUCGACUGUGCGCUCAUCGGAAACGCUGCUCUGCAAGGACGCCCACCUGGCCCUCGGAUUUGUGCGCUGCCAUAAGCGCCUCAAUGUGGCGAUAUCGCGUGCCCGCGCUUUUAUGGUCGUUUACGGUAAUCCCCAUCUCCUGAGCAUCGACAACAAUUGGCGUCAUCUCAUCACAUUUUGUGCGAACAACAAUGCCUACUUUGGCUGCGACCUGCCGCAAUCUGUUCUGCCAGAUGAGUCCGACGAGGAGGAUGCCUCCUCCAACUACGAGUCUAGCAGCGACUAGCAAACAUAUAGUUCUACGACUAAAGUUAAUGCCAAUAUGACAACUGCAUUAGAUACUACGUAAAAGCUGUGCUUUCAUUUCACUUUGUAACUUUAGUAUUAGAAGAACUAAAAGAACG